GCUUUUCGCCUUCGUUACGUUAUGUUAUGGCUUAUCAUUUGUCCAGCGCCACGCUCAGAUUCAGAUUCGCCAAUCAGUUAAGACUGCUGACCCAUAGGCGCCGCGUCAGCUAUGUCCUGGGCAUCGAAACUUCCUGCGAUGACACGGGCAUUGCCAUUGUUGACACCGACGGCCGGGUGCACUCGAAUGUUUUGUACUCCCAACAGGAGUUCCACACGCGCUAUGGCGGCAUAAUUCCCCCACGGGCACAAGACCUGCAUCGGGCGCGCAUUGAGGAUGCCUACAAACGUUGUCUAGUCGAGGCGGACAUCAGGCCGGAGCAGUUGACGGCCAUUGCUGUGACCAACCGGCCCGGCCUGCCGUUGAGUCUGCUGGUCGGGCUGCGGUUUGCCCGUCACCUGGCCCGAAAGCUGCAAAAGCCAUUGCUUCCGGUACAUCACAUGGAGGCGCAUGCCCUGCAGGCACGCAUGGAGCACAUAUCGGCCAUCAGCUUUCCAUUUCUCUGCCUGCUUAUAAGCGGUGGCCACUGCCAGCUGGCGAUGGUACACGGCCCCGGUAAGCUAACCCUGCUCGGCCAGACGCUCGACGAUGCUCCCGGAGAGGCUUUCGACAAGAUUGCCCGACGACUGCGCUUGUAUGUGCUGCCACAGUAUAGAGCCUGGAAUGGUGGGCAGGCCAUAGAGCAUGCCGCACAAUCGGCUCUCUUUCCAGACGCCUACGACUUCCCCCUGCCGUUGGCCCAGCAGCGCAACUGCAACUUUAGCUUUGCGGGCAUCAAGAACAACUCAUUCCGUGCCAUCCGGGCAAGGGAGAGGCUGGAGCAUACCCCACCGGACGGCAUCAUCAGCAACUACAGUGACUUCUGUGCCGGCCUGCUGCAGGCCGUCACUCGCCACCUCAUGCACCGCACCCAGCGGGCACUCGAGUACUGCCUGCAGCCGGCAAACGGACUAUUUGGCGACGCCUCGCCCACUCUGGUGGUGUCCGGCGGUGUGGCCAACAACGAUGUGAUCUAUCGGAAUAUCGAGCAUCUGGCCGGGCAGUACAACUGCCGCAGCUAUCGCCCCUUCAAGCGCUACUGCUCUGACAAUGGUGUGAUGAUUGCCUGGCACGGCAUCGAACAGCUAAUGGCGAAUAGUGCAGAGAAUUUGCGAUUCGACUACCAAAACAUUGACAUACAGGGCGCGGCCGGAUUCAGAGACUCCUCCGUUGAGGAUGUCACCCGAUCGGCCAUCAAAUGCAAGUGGAUAAGGCCACUCGAUCACCUCAGAGGCACAGCCAGCGAUGCAUAGAGAAAAAUGUUCGUUUGUUAGUGUUUUUUUUAAUUUUUCGUUUGUUUUAUUUAUAAGAUUAUUAUCUGAAAUCAAUAAUGUUAAAUCUCUAAGGUCUAGGAAAAAAAAACACUGUGUCAAAAUUGAAAAUG
Molecule: messenger RNA, 1423 nt
Organism: Drosophila subobscura
Lineage: Eukaryota; Metazoa; Arthropoda; Insecta; Diptera; Drosophilidae
Gene: Tcs4
Product: probable tRNA N6-adenosine threonylcarbamoyltransferase, mitochondrial
Exons: 2
Coding region: 27-1292 (421 amino acids)
Biological process (GO): tRNA threonylcarbamoyladenosine modification
Cellular component (GO): mitochondrion
Source: RefSeq, a predicted model, not a curated record